GGGCUGACUAUAAUGUGGCUGGUAUUACAGGGGGUGAGACUCUGAGGUGGGAGCCCUAGCCUGGGUCAUGAUGGCCUAUACCAGAAAUUACCACCAACUCUUUUUGUCUCCACUAUUUUAUGUUCGUUUCAGAGCCCUUUUUACCCACAUAGCACAAUCCCACACCAUUCUAUUGGCAAAAGCCUGAAAUCAUCGUCCUACACUGAGAAUAUUCUCCAUUUCUGAAGGAUGAUUGUAUCAAGGGGCCGGGCUCUUUCCCACAACAAAGAAAAACCUGCUGUAUUUACAGUGAACCCUGCUGAGGGCAAAGUGCUUCAGGGUUCCUACAUGUAUUUCCCCUGACAAACAAGACUGAGGCACCAGCGUUCCGCUUUUCUGAGAGUUUGGGCCCUGCGGGAACCUGUAACAGCCUGUCGGUUGCCUUAGCAACGCGUUGUUGUGCCUGUAGGAUGCGAUGGAGUAGCGCUGUGUGGAAGGCAGAAAAGCCGACUUGGAGGGAGCCCGGUUGGAAUGGACAGACUGUUUGUCUUGGCACUAAAAAGAGGGCGAGCAGCGCCCUACAAGGAAUUACUCUGUUUAUAGCACCUGACUCAGACAUUAUUGAGUAAACAUCAAAUAGAAGACAUGCUUUGCAAAGCAGUAAACACCAAUAAAAUCAAAGUCAUCGACAGCCAAACUGAUGUUAUAAAGAAUUCUGAGCAACCAGAAAACCCUUAUAGUUUACCGUCUUCUGCUUUAUCUAAUACACUGGACCUCAGUAAGAGAAAACUUUGUCAUCUCCAUGAAGAUCUAUAUAAAGACACCCCUUUCAUACAGAAUAUCCAUUUAGAAUGGAAUGCACUCUCCUCGGUUCCUGAGAACCUUUUUAUAAAACUGCCAUGUUUAAUUUGGUUAGAUCUUCGGUAUAACCAGAUCACAAGUUUGCCUGCUACCAUCGGAGAACACAGGCAACUGAAGUACCUACUUUUGGAGGGUAAUCCAUUAAAGGCUCUUCCUGUUGAACUUGGUGAUCUGCCUACAUUGAAAGCGUUAAAUCUAAGAAACUGUCCUCUUGAGUUUCCUCCCGAAGAUGUUGUACACAAAGGACUUGAAUCGAUUUUAUCAUUUUUGCGACAAGCAAGAAGAGGAAUCCUGUGCUCUGAAGCAGCUGAGGCAGAAAUGCCUGCUGUUGAAAAACUGAGCUUACAAGAUGUAGUGAGGUCCAGCUUGGAGGCAUCAGAAGAAUGGGAAAGCAACGAUGAAAGGCUGCGCUUUGAAAUGCUCAAAAAUAGACUUAAAGAGGAAGAAAUGAAUGAAAUUGCAGAAGGUCGGACAAUCGGUCUUCCAUCUAUUACCCAGGAGGCAUCUCGAUUAAUAAAAAGAAACAAAUGGAACUUUAUAACUGAUCCAAGGUGCCCAGCAGAGGACAGAGCGCUCGCAGCACAAAAGCGUGCAGAAGAUAAGGAAAGACUUGCUGCAAUCAAUAAGAAGCUGAAAGAACAAGACAUUCUUAAAGACUGGCAAAAGCAGACAAAGAACAUGCAAAUUCAGAAAGAAAGAAAUAGAAAAACACCAGAAAACCAGAUACCCAAGGCUCUUCCUCCUUAUGCAACCGACUUGGAUCCAGUCCAGAGAAAGGAUCACCGGGACAAGCAAAGGCCUCUUUCAGAUGAAAAAUCAAGAGUCGCGUCCGGAAAAUUACAGAGGGAAACGGAGAAAGAAAGGGUCUCCAAAGAUCACAGGCUGGAUAACCGCAUCAGACAGCAUAUCCAGACCAUGAAACAAAGACGGAGCGUUCCACAGGCCACAGCAUUGCAGGAAGUCAUGGCAGCAAGGAAAGAUUUGGAGGAGGCCACAAAACUGCAGGCUGAGCUGUUACAGAGGAAGAAGGCGCAAGAGUUGGAAUAUCGGUUCAGUGCCUUUACCGGAGAAAUCUCCCCCACUCCCUCUCCUCAAGGAAAGCCUCAGAACAUCUUUGUAGCGCCUUUAUAAUAUAUAAUUCACAAGAGUCGUGAAUAUCCUGUAGAUUAUAUAGUGAAUAAAGUACCCCCUAUUAUAAAAUAUAAGGAUAUUAUAAGUCACCGAGGAGUUUCAUGACCAUAUAAAAGUAC
Molecule: messenger RNA, 2090 nt
Organism: Xenopus laevis (African clawed frog)
Lineage: Eukaryota; Metazoa; Chordata; Amphibia; Anura; Pipidae
Gene: lrrc27.L
Product: leucine-rich repeat-containing protein 27
Exons: 11
Coding region: 625-1971 (448 amino acids)
Source: RefSeq, a predicted model, not a curated record